CAUGCUUUGCUUCGAACGAAUUCUGUCCUGCCGCUACUGCCACAGCUGACAUCAAACAGUGUUCCUGUGAUACCCGCUAUACAAAACAGUAUAUGCCUGUCAAAAAUCUGCAUUGGUCUGAGAAGAAACGUAUUUUGGUUACCGGGGGUGCAGGCUUUGUUGGAUCUCAUCUAGUCGAUCGGCUAAUGCAAGACGGUCAUGAAGUACUGGCACUGGAUAACUUUGCGACCGGAAGACGACACAAUAUAGAACAUUGGCUGGGACAUAGUAAUUUCGAACUGAUUCAUCAUGAUGUAUCUGAGCCCAUUCAUAUCCAAGUUGACGAAAUCUACCAUUUGGCUUCGCCAGCCUCUCCUCCACACUACAUGCUCAAUCCUAUUCGCACAAUCAAGGCCAAUACGUUGGGAACACUGAAUAUGCUCGGUCUCGCCAGACGAACAAAUGCCCGUUUCCUGUUUUCAUCUACUUCGGAGGUUUAUGGCGAUCCUGCAGUACAUCCACAACCAGAAUCUUAUUGGGGCAAUGUGAACCCCAUCGGUCCUCGAGCCUGCUAUGAUGAGAGCAAGCGCCUGGGUGAGACGCUUACCUAUGCGUACUCCAACAGACUUGGUCUAUCGGUCAAAAUUGCUCGGAUUUUUAACACCUACGGUCCUCGGAUGCAGCUAGACGACGGCCGUGUGGUUAGCAAUUUCAUCUUGCAGUCACUGACUAACAAACCUUUGACGGUCUACGGUUCCGGUAACCAAACCCGUUCAUUUCAGUACGUUUCUGACCUCGUCGAUGGCCUCGUGCGUCUCAUGGCUUCGAAUUAUUCACUACCCGUAAACCUGGGUAAUCCGGAGGAGUUAAGUGUGUUGGAGUUAGCAGAUAUCAUACGCAAGUUCACAGGGAGCAACAGUUCCAUCGAAUUCAGUUCGAUCCCUGUGGACGACCCACAGCGACGUCGACCAGACAUUGAAGUCGCAAAAAUCCAACUAGGUUGGGAGCCUAUCGUCAAGAUACGUGAUGGUCUGCACAAAACAGUGGAUUAUUUUCGAGAAUACGUGGACAGCUCACCAUCGCAUUGAUCUAGUGGAAGCUAUUAAACUUUAGAGUUGGAACAACCACUGUCAUUUUUCUGCCCCGCGUGUUACUGGUUGUUCGAUGGCUGUGAUGUACACUCCCUAACCCAUUGGUGUGACGGUUAUGUAGCCCAUUUUAUUGUCCAUUACCUUGGACUACUGCUCUUUUAUCCAUAAUGACUAUCUCCUCUUUUAUUCAAGAAUGCAUUGAUUGUUCAAGAUUUCGAAUACUAAAAUGACCUCUAAGCAGUAAGGUAAGGUAAGUGGCCCUUUCGCAUUGGGAAUGAAAUAUUUGGCUGUUUUUUUCUAAAUGCACGCAAACAAAGCUGUUCACUCUUCCGAACAUACUAUAUGAACGUAUGGCCACCUGCAGCGGUUUCACGCUACGUCCUGUUAACUGAUUUUCACUGGAUAGAUGUAGAAUACGCCAACGCCUG
This is a messenger RNA of Opisthorchis viverrini, 1498 nucleotides long. RefSeq lists its product as hypothetical. The transcript is spliced from 9 exons. NCBI's taxonomy places the organism in Eukaryota, Metazoa, Platyhelminthes, Trematoda, Opisthorchiida, Opisthorchiidae. The coding region runs from base 93 to 1067 and encodes 324 amino acids. Gene Ontology annotation, biological process: D-xylose metabolic process. The record is from RefSeq and is a predicted model, not a curated record. Gene Ontology annotation, cellular component: cytoplasm. Gene Ontology annotation, molecular function: UDP-glucuronate decarboxylase activity; NAD+ binding.